Molecule: messenger RNA, 725 nt
Organism: Triplophysa dalaica
Lineage: Eukaryota; Metazoa; Chordata; Actinopteri; Cypriniformes; Nemacheilidae
Gene: pmch
Product: pro-melanin-concentrating hormone
Exons: 4
Coding region: 1-636 (211 amino acids)
Biological process (GO): behavior; chemical synaptic transmission
Molecular function (GO): melanin-concentrating hormone activity; type 1 melanin-concentrating hormone receptor binding
Source: RefSeq, a predicted model, not a curated record
AUGGGGGUUGGUGGUAGAGGGCUUGUAAGACGUCAGAACGCGGAAUGGCAACAAAGCAAGAGAGGUUAUAACAACACGGCAUCAAACUCCGAAGUUCAGUUGUACUGUUGCUGGAACAGUCCAGUCUCCAUAGACCAGUUGAGUCCUUCAAGCCAGAAAGCAAAUCUACCGUCAUCCCUGAGCAUCAUGGCGUCUUACACGGUAAUCUUCGCAUUUGCCCUUUUUCUUGAGUUUACGGCUUACUCGUCCCUGGCGCUGCCCAAAGGCAUAUCAGAUCAAGAAAGCACAGUCCAAGAUCGACUAAUUUCAAUGCCAGAUGAUGGAAGCGAAGAGGGGAAUGGACUGCUCUCUUAUAGAAGAUACCCCAUCAUUGAGGGCAGACUUGCAGAUGAGGACGGCACAAAGCGGAUCUUCAUACUUGCUGACACCGGAAUAAAGGGAUCUCCUGGGAGGGAAAAAAACCUUGCCUUUCCAAAAUCCUUCCCUGCACUGCGUGGGCUGGAUCACAGUGUGGAUGGAUUCAGCAUGAGGAAUGACCGUAGAAGUGCAGAUGAUGUCUUUCCCGUGGGUAGGAGAGAGGUUGACAUAUUGAGGUGCAUGAUAGGUCGAGUGUACAGGCCAUGCUGGCAAGGUUGAAGCCGAUGCAGACAAAAAACAGCUUGGACUCUGCACCCUUUAUUUCAUCCUGCAUCUUAUUCCAAACACAAGAUGACAUUAUAUACAAG